Somion occarium is the source of this 569-nucleotide messenger RNA. The record is from the annotation of a GenBank genome assembly. Lineage: Eukaryota; Fungi; Basidiomycota; Agaricomycetes; Polyporales; Cerrenaceae.
GCGGUCCCCUCCUAGACACAGUGGCCUAUAUUUAAUGCUGGAGAACAAAGUACGGGGAAAACAUGGAGAGCGUUCCUUGAGGGACCUCCUGUCCCGAGACAGUUGACUCUAGCCUGUGUCUGGCUGAUGGAUGGGAGCUUGGCCGACGAACCCACAUGUGCAUAUUCUGUUGCGUCCAGCGAGCGAACCGCGCAAGCUAAGGGCUCGGAACGACGGCAAGCCCUCUCUUUCCGACCGCCGUCGCCACCGAAAAAUCUCAGAACGUUCUCAGACUCGUCCACGAAUAUUCCGCGUUGUCUUUUCCGCCCUUUUUGCCAUUUACAUCCAUCCCGGACCUGCUUCAUAAACUCUCCCCUGAGCCGUUCUCCGUGUUUAUUGCACUCUCUUUCUCUCCGCCACCACCUGGUCGUGUGCCUCCUUUCCGCUGGUCUCGAAACAUCCGCACCUCCUGCUCUGCCAGACUACACACCUGAUUACUACGUUUUCUACUAAUCCGGCGGAACCAACACGUCAACAACUUCCUUCCCGUUACGUCCUCUCCUACCUGGACUAUCUCUACAUUACCCCUA